Molecule: messenger RNA, 813 nt
Organism: Coffea arabica (coffee)
Lineage: Eukaryota; Viridiplantae; Streptophyta; Magnoliopsida; Gentianales; Rubiaceae
Source: RefSeq, a predicted model, not a curated record
AGCUGCUUUCUUUUUAUGCAGGAAAUGAAUACUCUUUAUAGGUUUUGGUCAUACUUUUUAAGAAGCAUAUUUGUAGAAUCUAUGUACAAUGAAUUCCGAAAAUUGGCACUAGAAGAUGCUGCUGCAAAUUAUAAUUACGGAAUGGAGUGCCUGUUCAGGUUCUACAGUUAUGGUUUGGAGAAGGAGUUUAGGGAGGACCUCUAUGCAGACUUUGAACAAUUGACGCUCGACUUCUACAAUAAAGGCAGUCUGUACGGUCUGGAAAAGUAUUGGGCACUUCACCAUUACCGUGAGGAGCAUGGUGAGAGAUCUCCUUUAAAGAGGCACCCAGAUUUGGAUAGAUUGCUAAGGGAAGAAUAUCGUAGUUUGGACGACUUCAAGCAUACCAAAGGGAAGUUUCCAGCAGUAAAAGAGGAUGGCUAGUUGUCAGGCGUGACAGGUUGCAGCUUCAGUUGUCUGACAUCAUCAAUUUUGGAAAGCCAGUUGUAACAGUUUUGCAAGCAAGUUCGUGAUCCAUUUUGAAUGUGAUAGUGAUAUUGUACAUAGGAUCUGGAUAGGGUUGUCUAUACCUCUGAUGGCUGAAUGCAGUCUUGUUUAAGAUUGAAGAAGUCUGCUACCUCAGUGACGCAUCCAUUUUCCCUUCCAGAUUAUAGUUUGUAAAUAGGGAGAGCAAAAAUAAAAAUAAAAAUAAAAAAAAUAAUGGACAUCAAUUGUAAUUUGCGUCUUGUGAAAUUAAACAUGUCCCUAACCUUAAAGAGAGAGAGAGAGAGAGAGAGAAUCAAUGAAAUGAGAAACCUGUUUUGGAGAUUACAA